Messenger RNA from Syzygium oleosum, 1496 nucleotides. RefSeq names its product transcription factor MYB36-like. The record is from RefSeq and is a predicted model, not a curated record. The transcript has 3 exons. Lineage: Eukaryota; Viridiplantae; Streptophyta; Magnoliopsida; Myrtales; Myrtaceae. Bases 389 to 1129 code for a protein of 246 amino acids.
GCCGAAUUUUUUUAAUUUUGGUUAGAGGAUAAUGUGCAAAGAGCUAGGUCUUCCACGACUGCUGAUCAGAACUUCCACAAGAUGACCUCAAAAGGCAAGCAAUGACAUUUCUUCACGAGCAUCCAUAUUGACUGGGCUCUCUCGCUCAAGAUCACAAGAAAUUGCAGCUACAAGCAAGCUUUGCAUCAAGACAAGGAUAUGAUUGGAAAAGAAAGACUCAGCGGUCAUAAGGUCAAGGUGUGUAUGUCCCAAUUUUCUCAUCCACCUCUAUUCUUCUAUACAUAAAGUUACGGGUGCUCGUUUAUCAGCUCUCUGACAAACUUGAGUUGUGUCUGUUUGGCUGUUUUGCUGUCCCUGAGCGCUUGUCUGGUUUGACUAAGUGGCGGCCAUGGUAAGAUCUCCUUGCUGCGACAAGGCUAACGUGAAGAGGGGGCCUUGGUCACCUGAAGAAGAUGCCACCCUCGUGAGCUACAUACACAAGUACGGGACCGGCGGCAAUUGGAUUGCUCUUCCUCACAAAGCCGGGCUUAAGCGCUGCGGCAAGAGUUGCAGGCUAAGGUGGCUGAAUUACCUGAGGCCAGACAUAAAGCAUGGAGGUUUCUCUGAGGAGGAGGAUGACACUAUAUGCACUCUUUUCUUUACCAUAGGAAGCAGGUGGUCAGUAAUUGCUUCCAAAUUGCCAGGAAGAACAGACAAUGAUGUGAAGAACUACUGGAACACCAAGCUGAAGAAGAAGCUAAUGAAGCAAAUUGUUUCUCAGAAAACAUUGCCUCAAAGUAACUUUAAUUAUCAGGGCUGGGCACGGAACUCGGCCUCAAUCAAUCGUGAGACCAAGAAUCUGGAAUAUGCAGAUAAUUCAAUGGGGUUCCCCAAGCAGAACUUCAAUCCAGGAACACCCACUUCGAAGUCGAGUCUUCUCUAUCCUCCAAGUCUCACUGAAGUUUCGGAUUUUAACCAUGUACCUUCGUCCACGCGAGAAGUUUCGAGUCAUUCUGAUUCGUGCUCUGUGGUGAUGAAGAGCGAGUAUUCGGGGUCUGCAAACGGCGGUUCCGAACAGGACCAAGUCCUAUUGGACUUUGAUCUUGAUAGUAUGCUCAAUGACUUUGGCUUCCAAGAUCAGAGCAGCUAAGCACAGUUCUUGUUUCACAAGCGUCACCUUCACUGGUCAAGUCAUCAACAUAAGAAAAAAAGAAAGAAAAUUAGGAACCUUAAGAUUUUUCAGGAGUUGAUGUGAAAUUUUAGUGUCUUAACUCUAUCGAAGUGUCUGAAGGGUGAUUUAGUCGAAGUUAAAUGCGAGAUUUCGCUGUUCUUUAUCAUGAUAUAUAUUUUGCCGUGGCCUACUUGUCAGAAUCUCCCAGGCAUAUCCUCAGUUUACGUCUUAGGAUGAAUCAAUGUACUUGAAUACAUAAUUUAAUGAGCAAAGUUUGAUCAUGUAUUUACAUCAGCUGACUCACUCAAAACUGGAAAAUCAAGUCUUGAGUUUGUUAGUGACGUAA